This is a messenger RNA of Xyrichtys novacula (pearly razorfish), 35261 nucleotides long. Lineage: Eukaryota; Metazoa; Chordata; Actinopteri; Labriformes; Labridae. The record is from the annotation of a GenBank genome assembly.
AGGAUGCGGUUCAGGGUGGGGGAGGGUCAAUAGAUGGAAACGAUGAGAACAUCCUCUAUGAUGUCAAAGGGAUUUCUACAGGCUGAUUUCUGGGGGGAGAUGACAGUAACUGAUGCAACAACAAUAAAACUGUCGGAAGCCUUUGUUGAUUUAUAGUUUGUUAGAGGUAAAGCAUAUCUGUUGACGUCCAAUUAUGUGGUUGAAAGUUUAUCAAAUUGUUGUAAAGUACUUAGUAAGGGAGGAGGGAAAUAACAUCUUUACAUUUACUGUAUUAAUUUGUAAUAACGUUUUAUGCCUGUGAGUUUUUUCAGAGAAAAAGUCAUGGGUAUAUCUGCCAACUUCAUUUUUCAAAUUUGUGCCCUGCCUUGAGACUGCAUCAUAUUUUACAGUCACAUUAAGCGCAUUGAGGCCUCACUUUGUAUUAUUGUAUUUGUUUAAUAAUGUACCUUUUUAAACAUUUUCUUUCCUUUGUGAUUUUUCUUAUUGGUCAGUGUUUCAAAAGGAUACUCCUCUCCAAACAUCAGUUCAGUGGGCUAUACAAAACACUUGUGUAAGGGGUUACAUAACAGCUCAGUUGCCUCCUACUGUUGUGGAGUGGAUUUAGGUGCUCCUUAUCUGUCACACCAGUGAUAAUAUUAAGGGUCCAAAAUGGUCACAUUUAGCCUAUACCCCCUUGGAAUCAUCAGAAUAAUUGUUAUACCAUUCAGUAAAAAAUAUGGGCUGGAUUACGAAAGGAAAGUAUCAAGUAAACAAACAGAAAACAAAUAAACCCAAUAAGUGAAUUCACAUAAUUGAGAAAAGAUCGUUUGAUUUUUCAUAAGUAGGCAAGAUUCACAUUCAUAUGAGACUGAGUCAUACUCCCAAGAAUGCCGAUAGUAAAAAGAGGCAUCAAGAACACAGGAAAAAUUAUUCUGGCUGCUCAAUUCACUAUUGUAACACACAUUUUUUAUUAGAUUUACUCUAACACACUGUCAUCAAUGUUCAUAAUGUGAGAAUUGUACACAUACAUGCCUAUACAUAUAUGUUUUGUCAUUUAUUAUGUUUUCAAUUAAUCAAUAAUGCACAAUUGUUUUCCACAGUCUACAAGAUGUUGUAGGCUUGUAUUUUUGAGUGUUUACAGCUGAGCAAAGACAGCAAAGUUUACCGGAAUAUACAAAAACUCGUAGUUUUUGCACACACCUGCCAAUUUUAAAGCUGAUUCUGCAGGUAGAUAAUAAAGAUAACGCUUAAGUAGCAAACACCCCCACAGUCCUGCGUUAGGUGCUGGAGAAUUAUUGUUCCUGUACAAAAUAAAAAAAAACCCAACACAUUAAAAAAUUGUCCUUUUACUCAUUAAACAUACAAUAUUUUCUCCCGACAACUAUCAAUGUAAAUGUGUAAUGGGCACAGUCUAAGGAGUACAGCGCAUGUUAAAUCCAGAUCGCCGAGGACAGAAAUAGCAGAGACUAGAGGAAUCACAGUCGUGAACGCGCAUGGAGCGCGCUCGCCGUGCCCCUGUGAAAGCGGGAGUGAAGCCCCGCAGUGUGUGGAGGCGGAGCUCGGGUUUAGUGAUGGGAAGGGAGGGGGGCUCGUGGGGGAGGCGGAGUCUCGGCAGUCCUGGCAGGGCCGCCAUUUUUGCAAAGGGAAAAGAGACUGGUUUGAGGGGAUCUAAUUUCUAAAAGUCGCCGUUGACCAGGGCAGUUUUAACGGUUACGAAUUAAUUUGUGGUCUAAUUUGGGCCAUCGCGUGACAGAAUAGGACAAAUAUUUUCUACGAGAGAGUACUCCUUAGAGGACACGAUUAAAUACAAACAUUUUAAAGCUUUGCUAGGGAUCCGCAGUGUGUGGACAGAAGUAUUGUUUUGGUUGUGGAAGCAGUGUGGAAAGCGACGGGGGUCUUGCCCAGGUCCCCGUAUUCGCUAUUCAGAUCCUCCAGAGUGGACAUAAAACGGUAGGUAACUUUCAUUAAUAAGUAGUUAUUGGGUGAGCACAAAUCCGACCUGGAAGGCUAUUGUUGGCUUUAGUUAGCUGGCUAGGCACAUCAUGCUGAUGCUGGCUAAUGUAGUUGUGGUAUCAGCUGAGGUUAGCUUGCUAGCUCAUCAACACCGUUAGUUCAAGAUAAAUAUAUGUGAAUCCACUUUUGUUUUAAAUUGCCUCAAUCGAGACUUAAAACAGCAAACUAGAUGACGUAAUUUCCAAUGUAAGUGUCAGGUUGGCAAGCGUAACGCCAAGAGACCGAUGCUAGCUUAGCGCAUGCUAAUAGCUCAAAUUAGCUGGUCUGAUCGAACAGUACUCUGACUUUUCGUUCAUCAUUUGGCAAAGAAGUGGACCUCACACAAAGUUAUUGUUUACAUAUCAUCUAUAUAGCGCGAGUAAGAGAAUCCCGAGCUCAAAUGGGGGAAUGGGCAAUGCAAAAACGCUGCAAUUCGAUUAAUGUCUGCCCUACAGUCGGACAACAGCGAAGAUUGCCAGCAUUGAACUUGUCCUUAAAAACAAGCCAUAAUAAUAUCCCUCGCAUGUGGACUCUAUUAAAGCAGAGCCACUGGGGGACUUACUCGAUGUUUAGUUUGACACAGUGACACUGCGGGCCAUACUGCGCACAGUCUUAGUAUAAAUAAUGUGACCUCUUAAUAUAACGCUCCCCGCUCUAUUUCAAAGCUUUUAAUUUACUUUACAUAAGCUAAGGUCCUUGCAACUGCAGCUGUCAGCAAACGUGCCUGUUCCCCUUUCUACAUCUUCUGUUUGCAGAAUCUAAUCAGCCAGCAGGAAAACAGUAGAUCUAGCGUUAGUAACAAACUUGAUUUUGUCAUGAUGGCUCUCAUCCCGAUCACACACAGCACGGGACGUUAUUUCCGUUCAACAAAAUAUUGUUCAAAGCCAGAUAUGAGAAAGAUUUUACAGGCAUGUAAACACACAUGUAUGGUGUGUUGAAGGGCCAUCUGUUAAUUUGUUUCUAAUGUUUAGUUAAAUUGCGCAGUGAUCCCAAAAGCGUCCGACCUUUUGAGAAAUGAUGUUCAGAUAAGCUGUGAUUAAGAACAGAUCCAGUGUCAAAGAAGGAACUGGCCAUUGCCGUUUUCCUGUAAUCGGACAUAAAAGUACACUUCACGAUCACUUAAUUUAGAUGCAGGGUGUAAUAGGUUCAAAUGCAGCAACCGUGGGGGAGGGGAUGUUCCAUUUCCAGUCAUACAGUUUGUAACUCCAUCUCGAUCCUCGACCAUACUGAACAGAGCCGACGCAAUUGGUUGUUACGUCUGACCUGUGAAAUAUCGCUUUGUGGAUGUACUAUGGCUUUGAUAUGCCUCAAGUAGUCACCCCUCGGCGCUAAAAGAGCCAUCCUUUUCUGUUACGAAUCGAGUAAAAAUCCCCUUCUAUCUAGAGUUAGCUCGCCCUGCUAGCUCAAAGACACUACGCAUUAUGCUGUUGUGUUAGCAGCCGUUGGUAACCGUUAGCUUUGUGCGUUAUUUUCAACGGUCAUUUUUGUAACACUCGUCCUAUCGGCUACUCGAUGUAACGCUGUUUCAACUGUAACGUCGUUCGGCCUCGCUUAACGGUCGAAAAUUCGAAUGUAAGGCGGCUCGAGCGUCGAAUUUUUCACUGCUCCGAAUGCCUUUACAUUUAGCCGACUACAUUUCCAGAGGCCAUAAUUGCUAGCCGGUUAGCUUACUGGCUUUGCUUUCGACGAAUUCACAAAAAAUCCUCAUGGUAACAACACAGAGACUGUACCGACAGCGUGAUACUUAAGGAAGGGUGUAUGAAAGAGGCGAUUGAAUGCUUUCUUGGGGAUUUUCCUCCCAUGGCGAGGCUCCCCUGGCCACACGGUUGUCUCGCUGUCCUGAGAAAAGCGCUUUGAAAAUGGCGACAGCACCAGGGUGUUGUGGUAACAUAAUAGCAACGUUGUACCCUCCACACCCCUAUCGGCAGGACUGACUGCAGCGCCGACAUACUCACUGGGAAGCAACUGCACAACACAUGAUUUUUAUUUUAGAAAAUGUUUGGAACAACUAAACGUCAACGAAUUAAGAACAUUUCUCGCUUAUGACUUAGCUUUUGGGCUUGUCAUAGUGUCAGUCACAGGUAUCGUUUGGCGUUUUCCCAAAACGAGCAGCGUAGUAUCCUGUAACAUGCGUCACGGCUUAUGCUAUUGCUUGUGUUUCGUGUUGUAAUGUUUGAUGUGGGGACAUGGGAUUAAAUAUGACGAUAAUUAGACGUGACUUCUAACAAUUACUACAAAGACAAAGAUAGUUUGCUGUAAUUGAUUGCACUCCGCUACAAAGAGGUACAAAACCACAACUCCUUGUCAUAACACAUCAAUCUUUUAUUCAGUUUUGCUCAUCUGCUUCACAUCACCUCCCUGAAACCACCAUGUUUGCCCCAUGUUUUUUGUAAAAUUGAUGCACUCUGCAUUAAAAUGAACAUGCAGACCUGACAAUGGUUUAGAUAGUAGGGGUCAUGUUUAAUAUUUUGCACUAUUUUAUUGGUUAAAGGAUGCUGCAAUACUUUUAGGGAGAAUGUGUUAGAUUGCUUUCUCUAGAUAAGAUCCACAAAACAACUCAGUUUAUAUCUAUCUUAAGUUUUAUGACAAACUGCUUGGGAUGACCAGCAUAUGUUUUCAUCUGAUUAUUGUAUUACCCUGGGUAAUACCAUAUAUUACAGCCUGAAGCUGCAAAGCCCAAUUUCAAGUACUUAAAAGACACAUACUGUGUUUCACCUUAGCCCUCUUUCAUAGCCACAAUACAAUCCUGCAUCGCUGCACAUUUGUUUAACUGUGGGCUUUAUUUUACUGACUGUAUUGAAGUAACAAUAAAGCUAAACUUUUUAUCAUUGUACCACCCAUUAUUAAAUAUCCAGUGUGAUUAAACUGGGGACACAAAUCAGAGCUAGUUUUCAGGAUAGUAUUUUAAAGCAUUUCACAAAUUCCUGUGAUGGUGUGGCACAGCUGUCCCAUUCUCUUUCCCACCCUGUGGGAUAAACUUUGGCAUAGUCAGCUCAUACGCUGGAGUGUCUUUGAACAUUGCCAAGUAGCAUUUUUCCCCUCUUACCUCCUGAUGAUUUGUCAGUUUGGGAGGGAAAAUGAAAUUUCAAAGCUGCAAACUGAAUGCUUGACACAGGCACUGCAACCAUACCAGUAAAAAAAGGCCAGUUUCACCUCUUAUCCCUGUUAAUUUUAAAAACGUCUCUCUGGUCUGUAUAGCUUUUGUCCAUCGAGGGCCAGUGUAAUUAAGCUCAGCUGCCUUUGGUUACAGCAGUGAGAAGCAAAGGGGCUUUCUCUUUUGUGGAGGGUCUGUAUCUACCAGAGUAGCACGAGAGUGCUUAAUCACCUUCUGCUUCAUAAUGCACAAAAUCCCCAGCCAUCUUGUUCUUCUUUGUAAAGGAGCAGCGGUCUCUGUUCUGGCUAAUACUCCCUUUUUUCCCCUCUGUCUCCAAGAGAACGAAGCUGAUAGCAUUAAAUACCUGACUGGCUGUGGCGUGCGCCUGGUUGCCUUGUGCAGGAAAGUGUGUGUUUGCUCGCUGUGUUGACAGAGAUGGUGACGGAAGGUGAACUACCACUCCCCCUCUGCCAUAGGGACAGAGUACUCACUCUGGCAGGGAGUCAUAACAGUCUCGGAUGACACACCUUUCUUCUCACCCUAGACAAACUCUAACACGCACAUAUGAUCAAAUAGCUCCUUGCUGGACACAAAACUUUUGUAUUUUUCAGCAUGUGUCAGCAUAGACAGGCUAUAAGAGAAGUCAAGCAGAUGCACAGGAUGUCUUUAAGUGUAUUGACAUAUUGACAAGGCAGAUAAAGGCCACAGCCUUUCUCUCUGACUCCUGUAUGUGAAAGAGCACUCCUUGUUAUUGUACUUUCCCUUGUCUCCAGACAUUACACCUGCAUCCCUGAAACAGUGGCACCUCUGUGUAGGUGAGGCACACACUUCACCAUGUGGGGUUAAACUGCUGCCAGGUCUCCAGUGAUCUCACUUGUGUGGUGCCCAGACCCACAGAGACCCACAGAUAAAGCCAUCCAACUCAGAGGCCCAACAUGGUCACAUGGUAUCCCAGCUGGGAGCAGAAGCCAGGGCUCAGGUGACCUGUUUUUGUGCUGCUAGCUGGGCCGUAACAGAUCCCUCUUUAAACUAGCAAGCUGCCUCCCUGACAGGUGGCUUUAUGGCUGCUGCAGCCCUGCUACACCUCCCCAACCUCCUUCCUGUUUCUGUGCCUGCGUUACAAUAGCCUUCAUGGGUAGUAGCACUAGGCAGGAUGGGGCUGAAAAAAGAGGGGAUGUGCCAUCAAUGUUGGUGAUGUAACGGCACUGCAGACCGGGCGUGAAAUUGAUCCUUGAACGCCGCUGUAAUGGGACCUGAGUGGCUCUUACUGUUAUUUUGCCCUGUGGAUGCCAUGUAGCCUCACGCCAUGCACACGAAUAGCUCACAUUUUUAGAUAACUGCACAUUGCAUAGUCCAAAUGCUGUAAUUAGCUGCCAGCUGCAUGUGUGCCUGCUUGUCAAUCUCUGAUGCACAAACGAAGGUGCAGCUUGACGUGUAUUGGCUCAUUUAGAGACACUCUAGCCUUUUUAAUUUAAUGCUGAAAAGUAACCCUUAACAACACAGAGCUUGGCUGUGAUACUUUCGAAGCAGGAGCAAGAGGGAGACGGAGAGAUUAUUGCCCGGGGGUUCUCCUGAACAGACAUUACUCAGACUACAGGAGGGCUGCCCCAGCUUUGCUGCCAGAUCUCUGUUCCUACUGACUUUAACUCACUCGCUCCCUAGCCGACUGAACUGAACCCAGAGGAAAUAGCUUUCAUUUUUGGCCCUGGGAGGCUGUAUUAGGACUAUCUGAUUCAUGUCUGAUCACAUCAAACUGUUCUCAACAGCAUAGUUUCCAUGCAGAUAUCCUGUGUUGCUUUGUUGUAGUUUGAGAUGUGAACAAACAUGUAAAGCAGCCCUUGACCUUAUGGAAUUUCUCACCUUGUUUUUCUUUGUCUUGUUAAAGCUUAGUCCAAGAGAGAUUUUAAUUCUGUAGUUUCCUUCCUCAUACCUGAAUCUGCUACGACAAAGCUGACACAGAGCACUGAUCCCACACUAGAUUUACACUGGAAAAGAACUGCUGUGUAGUACUUAUCCUGCAUUGAUGUGUUAUGAAUGCUAUCAUUGUUGUAUUAGCUCGCUCAGGUUAAACCGUUUACAACAUAUGAACAAAAACACAGAGAAGCAAGUACUAAAGAACCUGUCUUAAUAACCCAGAUAGACAGCUUAAAAAUAACAAAACUUUCAAAAAGACUAUCUCCUCUGUCUAGUGAGGAUGGUAACAACACUGGAUAAUGUGAUCAUUUUUACUCACUGUAUUUCCUGUACAACCUACUGACUGUGAUUUUUAAAGACUUCUGAGGAUAUGAUCUCUAGUGAGAGUGUUUUUUUUUUUCAAACACUGAGUGAAAAACUUGCUACCAAAAGAAGUAAAAUAUAGUAACAUGCCUAUAGGAUAAUGUCAAAAUAAUAUCUCAGUAUUUUGGGGUUAUUUGCUGAAAAUCAUAAUUGACAGUAUUUUGCAUCCCUUAAAAAAUGUGUGGAAUAAAAUUCUUGCAUCGAAGCUUGUUCUUGUCAAUGGUGUAUUAAAAUAUCAGCAACUUGAGCCAGAGAAACAGAUCCCAUGAAGUCACUAGAGCUACUUUUCCAUGUGAUGUACAGAUUGGAGUCUUUUCAGCAACAUGCACCUUUUUGAAGCCAAAUCACCUCCACACAAGUGAAGAUGAUCCACGUCUACAUGUAUUACCUAAAGACAUUGGUUCUACGGGGUGGCAUUGUUAGCUGACGAGGCCUAGUUUAGUUUGUUGAGAACUUUACAUGUGUUCUCAGUAUACACGCACAUUCAUCUGGCUGAACGUGUUUUAACUUCAAUUUGUUUUUUUGCAAAAUAAGUGAUAUUUUUGUUUCUCGUGUCAUUAAAAUAACAGUGAAGAUAUUAUGUUAGACCAGUGGUUCUCAAGUCCAGUCCUGGAGGCCCACUGUUUUGGAUGUUUCCCUGCUCCAACACACCUGAUUCAAAUAAUCAGCUCGUUAUGAAGCCAUUACAGAGCUUGAUAACGAGCUGAUCAUUUGAAUCAGGUGUGUUGGAGCAGGGAAACAUCCAAAACAUGCAGGACAGUGGGCCUCGAGGACUGGACUUGAGAACCCCUGUGUUAGACAAUAUACUGCACAUUGCACACCCCUGCUAGGUAGCAGCAGCUCUGUUUCUAGCCCCACUUAAAAUGCAUGUUUCCCUUUCAUUUGGCACCAAAAUUGUUAUUGUUCUCUGUUAUUAUGACUUGAUGAAUUACCUGGAACUCACCUCUUAUUUUGCUGAUGUUUCCUUUGUGUUUUUGCACUGGUUUCACUGAAACAGGUGUAAUAUUUCCCAGACUGUUUUUUUACUGUAACCACUGAGCUUGUGAAAAUGCACCCCCAGAUUAUAAAGCCCACUUUUUCGCCCCAUUUGGAGACCUGUCCGAUGUCAGUAUCAGACAAUCUUCACCAAGCGCUGUGGUGUACUAGUUGCUAAUGUUUGGUAAGAAGACUGCCUCUUCAACAACUGACUCCUAAGUGGACUGAUCUUAACAGUCUGCUGAGCUAUUGGCUUCCACUCUGGACAACACACUUCCUAUUGUGGCCGCAGAAGUGCCUGCAUGGAUUCUCACAUCCAUAUUAUCCACUAAACUGAUGUAUGACCUCACUUUCAGCACCUGUGUGCAGAGGACGUGCUGUGGGCACCCAGAUUUAUAAAAGACAGGGCAGAUGCACUGUGUCCCACUGUGGGUACCAGGAAUAAAGAGGGCCUGGCCUGCAUUCCAUGUGGGUCAUGCUUCCUGUAUUUGUAUGAGUUUGUUGUGGUUUAUGAGCUGAGUCAUUGCAGCCAGCUUCAAGGAUGGUGUGAAGUCACAUCAGCUUGGCAACGGAGGCUGUGGGAUUCAUUCGGAAUCCCUCAUUUUCCCUCUCGCUCCUCCUACUUAUUGAAAAAAAGCAUAAUCUGCUGAGACUUGGCUGUGAAAACAAGAAUGAAAACACUUGUACACAGAGCAGUGGUGAUAAACUGUGGAGAGUGGAAAGCUGUUGUCUAUAGCCACAAGGUUUGAGUGUAAUAUGCUGUGGGUUUUCCCUCACCAGCUCAAGCACUGUCCUGUCUUAAAAGGAGAGUAUUUUUCCCCCCAACACAAUGACGUGACUGUGUCCCCUCGCUGAGGGAGGGAAGGAGGAGAAAGGAGAGACUGGGCUACGCUAUGUGCUCCACUCUGCCACCCAGAGUCCACCCAGGUCUCGGCUGUGUAGCGUCACUGUCUGACAGACCCUUGUACACCUCCCCCACCCCACUGCCCUCUGAAGCGGAGGGGGCUGUGGAUGAUUUCUAAAGCUCCCUACAGCGCAAGGAAAUCUGUUCAGAGAGCGCGUCGAAUAAGAUGCACUCCAAACACUUCCAUGCCUUUUUCUCCACAUUGUCCACCUCUUCAGCAUGCUUCUGUAAUGUGCCUUUUUGCCCUCCCCUGUGAGUGCAUGUUCCCCAAAUCCCCACCCCCAGUUCCCCUCGUGUUUCCAUAACAGCAGAGGAUUUGGCCAAAGGUGGCUUUAAAUGGUCUCUCCCUGCCUCCUUGAAAUUAGGAAUUGUGUGUGUGAGUGUGUGUUCGGUUCUCCCCUCCCUUCCCCUUCGCUCUGCGUUACUGUCUCAGGUUUAUUUAGGAAAUGCACAGAGGAGGGAGAGAAAUCCGGCUGGGCGGGGUGACUGGGCACAGGAAAGGGGGGUGGUAUGUUUUUUUUUCUUUUUUUUCUCUUUUCUUUGGCUGCGUUUCUGCAGGCUGAUGGACAGCCCUGCUAGAGGAAGUAGGAGGAGCAGGCAGAGGCAGUCACAGCAGCUCAGAUUUAGUCAGGAAUGCUGCUGUACUGUACUUGUUUUCCUUUUUUUCCAGCUGCCUUUUGUCGGUCUCGACUGCGCCUGGCCACAGCGCUGUGCACGUAUGUUUGUACUCCUUGUAGGGAGGAAUGUUUGAAAGGACAGGGCGAGGGGUUAUCUGUCUGUGUGUGCAGAGAUGGGGGGGGGUAUGUGUGUACAUGAGCAUGUGUGUGUGUGUGCAUUCCUGAGUAGUGACAGCAGGAUUCCCUGGUAAAGGGGAGACAAACACGCUGCUGUAUGAGGGUACUUUAAAACAGCUCUUUGAGAGAAUCUAUGAUCAGAGACUUGAGGGGGGGACGAUGUAACCGUGACAGAAAAAAAAACACACAUCACACAGUAUUCACAGCGCCAUCCUUAGGACCAGUGGUGGAUAACUAAUCUCCCAUGUGCCAUUCAGUGUACAAUUGAAUAUUAUGAGACGUAUUUGACCAAAUUAAAGCUGUACGCCUGUGAGAUUAAAGUCACAAAAUUCUGACAUGCCCUUAACAUGAAACAGAGAAUCAGCAGCCUGCACAAAAAUAAGGAAUGUGGUUCAUCUUGUGAUGUUUACUCUGGAAUGAAUACUCAAAUUCACAGGAACCAAGACCUGAAACUGAUUCUGAUGGGGGGAAAAAAAAAAGAAAAGAAGGGCAGGCUGAAAGGCAGCAUGUGCACACGUUUGCAUCAACUGUUUGGCCUCAGCUGUUGUGUACAAGAUCAUCCAUGUUCGUCAUUUGAAUGCAGGCAGCUGAAAGCUCUUUUAAUACCACUCUGUAAUGUGGUUUGAGCCCUCAUAUUCUGUAGAUCAAUUGUUGCCUGUAAAUAUUCAUGCCUCACAAAGUCCAAAGUUUAUUCUUAUACAUUUUGAUGGCCUCGAUCUGUACGUUUCAUCUAGUAAAUUAAGGUGCUUCUCUCCUUUUUUAAAUUUCAAUCCUCUAAAACCCUAAAUUUUCAUUUGAGCUGAUUCGAUGGGGCCAAGAUCCCGAUGAUGGGGGCCUCAGUCAAAGUUGCUUAACUGAGACCCAUAAGUACAUAGACCACGCGGAGGGAAGCCAAAACUCUGCAUGCCUCUCAUGUAGUACAUAUAAAGUGUUUUGGCAAACUGAAUAAUUAAAGGUUUCCCAGAUUCAUUCGCUCCAGUCGAGAAAUGCCCCUAACCCAUGAUCCAUCCCCGGUGUGUAACCCAACGUCUCACGAAGAAUCAGAGGAGAAUUUGGAAGGUGAUCCCGUCCGUGGCUUCGGCUGACACACAGACUCACAGGGGUCUUCUUCCUCCUAUUAAUUAGGCCUGGAGCUGACAGCUGCCAUGUCUGCGAGCCUCUCUCCAGACCUGCGGGCUCAAAUAGUGCAUUUGAGCAGAUUAGUACCUGAAAUUACUCUCCCAGCUGUUCAAAAAAACCCUCCGUGUUGCUUGUGUCUCCCCGCGAGUUUCCUCGGUUUGACAGCUAAUGACAUACACCUUUCCUGGAGAGAGUGUGACGCGCAUCGGUGCGGGUGCUUCAGAGGACAAGCUCAGGCAGGAUACCUCUAAGGCAUGCAGAGACAGGUCCUUGUGUGACUGUGUGUUAUUGCCUGCCAAGUGUGUGUGUGUCUGCUCCAUCCACGACCAACCCCUCUUAUUCUGAUCUAUAACUCGAGCAGUGAUCUGAGUCUUUGUUUGGUCCCAGUGUGCCUGAGCAGGCGGAGGUGUGACCUCCAGCCUAUUUCGUCUCGGCAUCUGUCCCUCCCACUAAUCCCGCUUAUCAACAGAGCUCUCUGUAUAAGGGGCAGCCGCACUGACACAUAUGCUCCCGUCUGGAUUCACAUCAGCCGGUGUAUUAUUUAUUAGUCCGAGCUAAAGGACCAAAGGGACUCUACCUUCAUUUCCUGACACCUCAUGUAGUCAAUAAUUGAUAUCACAGAAGCUUUUCCACAUCACUAACUUAAGAUCCUAACAGCAGCAGUAAAAAUCAAGCCCAAACAUAAAUAAAACGUGAGGACAUGCACUUACAGUUUAAGAUUGUGUGUGAGAGUUCAGAAUAGAGCAGCCGAAAGGGGGGAAAGAUGGCCUCUGUGUGUUGUUGCGUUUUUUGCCUCCCUCCUUUCAUGGCGGCCGGCUGCUCUGUGUUCUCUUGCUCCCCUUUGUGGGAGCUUUCUUACAGUGCAGCAGCAGCAGCAGCAGCAGCUUUCUGCAUUCCCAACAGACAGUGUGUAGAGGUCGCUUUAGCGCAGUUCACAGCAGCAGCAGCAGCAGCAGCAGCUGCUCAGGCUUCACCUUACAACAUCUUAACCCUCUCCGGUUUUUUAUCAGUCAAUACCUCACGUUGGUGGCUUUCUGUCAGAGGGGAAAUUCCUGUCAAACGCCGGUCUGAAAAUAUGAAUCAUGUUUCAACGUGUGCUGGAAAUACCCUGUUUUCACAAUGAUUUACAAUUUCCUGCAAACCACAACCUUCCAAAUGCCUUUUUUUUUUGUUUGAAGUAAAUUACACACUCAAUCAAUUCAUCUUUAAACACAUAUUAACUGAUCCUUUGUUUCUCUUCUUCUCUCUGUCACAUGCUCAGGCCUUGUGGAUGCACUUAGAUGUCUGCAAUGACUGCUGUGGCUGGCAUGCCUCAGUGUUUUGGACUCCCAUUCUCUGGACUCAGUAGGACAAGAACUGAUCAGCAGAGAACGUCAUGAGCAUAGUCAUCCCAGUAGGGGUGGACACAGCAGACACCUCAUACCUGGACAUGGCUGCGGGCUCAGAGUGAGUAACAGCGAAACACACCUUCACAUACCCACUCACUUCCUCAUUUCCUUCCCUUGAGCAUUCUUGUACACCAUAUUUAGCUGUGUCAAGCUCACUCUCAGUUUCACUGUCUUUUCUUUCACCUUUUCCUCCCAUCGCUCAACUAAGGUGUCACUACAUACCGUACUAUACAAUCUUUAAUACUUCUACACUUGAUAAUAUUAUACAUACUGAAGAUCAUAUUUCAACCCAAAGUAGCUUGAAGUCAAAGACAGAAGCAGUGAUUGAGACUAUUGAAGGAUUUGUACAGUUCAGUAGUUCUCAAGUCCAGUCCUCGAGGCCCACUGUCCUGCAUGUUUUAGAUGUUUCCCUGCUCCAACACACCUGAUUCAAAUGAUCAGCUCGUUAUCAAGCUCUGGAAUGGCUUCAUAACGAGCUAAUCAUUUGAAUCAGGUGUGUCAUGUACCUUUAACAGGACAUGGACAGGACAUUGAAAGCUGUUUGGUGAUCUUAUCCAAAAAAAGAAGACAGAAAUAACACCAGGCAGGAGUGAAACAGGUGUUGUUCUGUGAGAUUUAGAAGUAGAGAUGACUGCUGAGACUUUGUGUGUGAAAAAAAAAAUGUUUGCAUGGAACUUCUGUAGAAAAAAACAAACACAAUUGAGGUCAAGUGCAAACAGCCAGGUCGUAUAAGCACAACAUGAAUUUACUACAACGAUCUAAAGAGAGCGAGGCGUCCUGCAGAAGAGUUUUUUUAGGAGUAUCAUGAUGACAUUAAAUUUCUGGGAGUCAAUUUAUAAGUAUUUCACACUCUGAUUUCUUGCCCAGUGUUAUUAUCCCUGUCAUCUGUAGGAGCCAAUACUUGCCUUCUGUGAUGGCUCAAGGACUGAAAUGUAUUUUAUUUUUUUUUGUUAAAUCUUCCUGUCCACAUACAUCUGCUCUCUGUGUUAAUGGGAAAGUAGUAUUCAGUAGAGCUCUCCAGAAGCGUCUGCUCUAAUGGACAAUUCAGCCUCCUCAUUGAUUGUAUUUUCACUCCAUUAUUGUUCAUCUCAGUUUUCACCCAUUAACUACAUCCACACACGUCUGAAUGACAGCUCUUCCAUGAAUCGUGCACAAACACACACGAUUUUUUCCCAGUUUCUUUUUACAAACCGGAUUCCUUCUUACACACAUGUACACUGCAUAAUGCCCCAUAAAGCAGAAAUAGUGCGUGAUGCCAUGGCAACACGCUUCCCAUUGCCCCGCCUCACCGUUCCUAUAGUCUUGUCAAGGACGUUACGGCGGCUUUUUCUGGUCAAACAAAUGAAGCACAAGGUUCUGGUACGACUAAAGAACAGACGUCAUCAACUUCUGGAGGGGCUCCUGUUUCUUUAAAAGAGAGAGAGAGCGAGAAGGAUAGAGCCCUCCUCCUCCACAUCCGAGCUGUUGCCGUGACAGCUUGUGUUGCCAUGGUAUCUGCCCCCCUCGCAACCCCCCUCCCUCUCCUCUGCACUGCGCAGGGCCUGUUGCCAUGGCCACUGGCCUGAGUGACAGGUGGUCCUCACACAGACAUGGCGUUUUAAACAGUCCCACAGCGUCAGUCCCCCCCUCCUCUCCUCAGCACUCUGCUGCCACCAGGGGCAGAAGUAAACCCCUCGCCGUGACUCUCUCACUCCCUCUUUGUCCGUCCGAGCUCUGUGUCCGAUCACCGACUGCAGAUUUAUUCAAAAGCUGAUAACAAGCUUGAACGGGGGCUUCCACCUGCUGCUGUCCCAUCCGGAGGGACACACACUCACACAAUCGCACACGUACACACCAACACACCGCUCUGUGGAGUAUUGUGUGUGCGCGCCAGCCGAUUCUGGAACAGCGGGGCGAAACCAGCAUCACGUCCUUUGUACAUCCCCCUGUAGUCCGCAGCAGCGUGACCAGCUGUUGGCUAACACUGUGCGCGCGUUUGUGUAUGUGUACAUGUGCGCGUCCAGGGUGACACACAGAUCCUCAGCAUGCGCGCACCCGCUGACCGCAUACGUAGUGUUGCCAUGGCAGCAAGCAGGCAGCUCUUUAGGAGUGAAGGCGUUGCCUCUGGCUGUUCAGUGCUGCUCUUUUCUCUCCUGCUGUUGGUCCCUCCGUACUCGGUGCCCGUCCACUCUGCAUGUUCGCCCUCUCUCAGCAGGUGUUUGCAUUGUAAAGGACAUCUGUUCUUUUACUAAACACUCUUGACAUUCAUGAUGCGCUAUAAACGGUGCUCACCUAUCUGUCAUCUGACAUGAAAUUAAAAAGAAUCUCUUCACGUAUCCGUCAAUCUGCGACAUAUCAUCUUGCUGUUUGUCUGCUGCCCUCUUUGCAUGCAUACUUUCAAGGCCCUCCUUUUUCACUUCCAAGGAGUGGAGAUGUGAAUGAUCCCCCCCCACCCCCACCCACCUUCCCAAGCUAUGCACACAUACAGUCAAACACAUUUGCUCUCUUUACAGCAAACAGGCGAUCUGACUUGUUUGCUCACUGUCUGCCUUUAACUGUCUCUGCCUCUCUCUCACUCAUUCAUUUGUAGGUCAGACUGACAGAGAGGGAAAGUCCAAUCCCAGUUUUAUUCUUAUGAACCAAUUAAAAAAAAAAACCCUGUGUAGUAAAGUGCGGACUUUGAUCUGGUUAAUCAAUAACAAGAGAAAUUCAUUGAGUCUGGCCGCACUUCCUCAAGUGUGGUAUUAAGUUAUCUGUACAGAGCCUCCGCACACUCGGCUGAUCUGACACACUUGCCCGUGUGGCAGUUAAUCUAGUGUGCACACACCUUAGCCUGGGUCCGCCUCCAGACCUCAUGCAUGCACUUACGUUUUCACUUUGACAGUGAACACUUAGGCAGCAACACACACAGGAAGUGUUGCACAGUGCUCUGUCGGCAUGCAACAAGAGAAAUAAGGCAGAGGAGGGCUCACUCAGGUACUGUACCUCCACUUUACAUUAAAACUGAGAUUACAAGGAAGCAUGAGGCAUGAGAAAAGAGAGACGAAGGAGUUAAGAGUUUGUUUUGAGUUACAAUUUCACUUGUUUGUAGUGUUAAACUUUCUCAAAUAGACAUAACAGUGGUUGAUCACUCAAAUGUGGCUGUGAAGGACUUGAAACUUGUGUCGUGGGGUUGAGGUUGAACAUGAGCAGAAAAUGCUGAAUGGCCCGAGUCCCUGGAGUGUUUGAGCCUUUUGUGAAGAUUUCUCUCUUUCUACUCAAGGCUUUCAGGUACACUCACUGGGCCCGUCUUCACGUUUUUGCCUCUAUCAAUAAAACUCGCUCACUGUAAGCCUCGUGUACUAUCAGGCGUACUUUUGAAGUCAUGAGAGAACCUUAUUGAACCAACGUGGACAAAAACUUCAAGGAGAGGGUUUUACUGAGUGAUGUUUUUGCACGAUUGAACCUCUGAUACACGUGGAAAUCUGACUGAUCACAUGAGUGCUGCACCUAAUCUCAAACUCUCUCAUUGUGUUUUAAGUUGAUCAUGCUCUCUCUCUCUCUGUAGCCUUCACAUUUCCCUCUCUUCGUUAUUCCCUCUUCACACUGGACUAUCAUGUCUCGUGCCAUCCAUUUUGCCAUUUUUGCCACUUCCCUCUUCCUGUAGUGCCUCCCCUGCAGCAACUGAAGCAGUUAAAUCGUGUCACAAUAAGGGUAGGUUGGGUCUCAGACUUCCCGAACAGGCUCUGUGAUCCUGACUGAAGUGGUUCUACUGGUUUGGUAUGAACCAGCUUUCCAAAAGUGGCCGUGUGUUUUGUUGUUUUGCGAGUGUGUGUGUGUGUGUGUGAGUGAGAGUCAGCAGGUUUGCACUGACUGUCUGCCUCGUAGAUGUCAUUUUCGGGCUGGAAACACAAGUUAUUUUGACGUAUUCAUUCCUGUUGUUUGUCUGGUUUUGUUUCGCAGCAAAGUGGAUGUGACAGCCAGUCGCAGUCAGGCAGUCAAGUUAAGGUUUAAUCAGCAAAACGUUCAUCAAGUAUUGAAAACAAAAUAGUCAGUGCAGGAAAAGAAGCCCACGAAAAGUCGUGUCAUUUCACAUUUCACCCGACGUGAUCGGAUUAUUCUGAUACAUCCAUGUGUAAGCAGGGUUGAACUUUUGUUUCUAGUUUAACUUUUACAGAGAUGUUCUUGGUUUGUCUAAUGUAAAGGUCAGGUUGCCUCCAGAGGAUCUUGAUAUUUAUGGGACACGAGUAGGAAAAACAGGGAUGUGAGUUUUCUGUGUUUAUCUGGAAAUUCCAGGAUUUCCAACCUUAAGAGGCGAUGUAUCAUGAAAACAUCGUGAAAACACAUUUUUAAAGAAGGGAGGUGAAUAAGCUGGCGGGUAAAAUAUGGAGAAAUUCAGGACAUCUGCCAACUGAAAUGUGAUGCUGCUUUUCUGCAUGUAUCAGUGUAAAUAGUGUUUGUGUUGAGAUUCAACUUCAGCCUAACCGUCAUUUUAAAUAAACGGCAGUGACUCCUCGUCAGCUGUUUGUGUUCAUUAGUCGGCUGUGAGCGUGAUAUGACAUUAGUCGCCUGCUAUCAAGACGCCAAACACGGCUUUGGCUAACUGUUGGCUGACUCUAGAUUAGUUUUGUGAUAUGGAUUGAUCUUGGAGUCAGUAGAGUUGUUGCAAAGUUUUGAAAUGUGUAUAUCUAUAGACAAUAAUAACUGUAAAAUCAUAGCAUAUGUGCACUCUCAUAUGUGGUUGUUUACCACAGUUUUCAUUAGAUGAUAGUGUCACACGUCACCUUUUUUCAUAUUAUGCAAGCCUGAUGUGAGGUCUGCUGGCAGUGGGCUAAACCAAGUGUGGUUAAAACGAGACAUGAAGAGAGAGGCGUGCUAAUGUUAAACAAAUAAAAACCAGGGUUCUACUUGUAAUUUUUUAUUUAUUUUGUAGGGUUUUACCUUCCAGAAAUUUUUAUUCAUAUCACAGCAAACAAAGAAAACAAAUUGCAAAGUCAGUUUUCCUCUUAUAUGGUGCAGCCUUAAUAUGACUCGCUGAUGGAGAAGAUUCAGUCGAUGAAUACUUUCUGUGUGUCUUUAGCCUAACUUUGUCUAUAAAUCAGUAGCCGUAUCCUAGUUUAGAGAAUCCGCCUUAUUUAAUCAACUUUAUCUCAGAGAAAAGGUUUUUUUUUUUUUGCUCAUGAAAUGUGUUUUUAUGUCUUUGUUUCAUUUUGAUAUAUGAACAAACUCUGAACACUUUAGGAACAGGAUGAGUGUUAUUUGAGGGGGUUCAUCGGCUAAAAGAAACUCAGCUCUGUGAAGCAGUUUUCUUAUUCUUUUAAAUCGUGUUUAUAUGUUUGAUUAUGUUGAAAUAUUCAGAGUUUAGGUUGAAUAUUUAAAGACUCCUGCAUACUGAAGAGAUAUGUAGAGGUGACACAGACCAAAGACCGCCGUUUGUCUUACCAUGAUGAACCUCAUCAGUUUUAGUUUUACUUUCCCCUCUAAUCUGGACCUGGCAUGUUUUUACAACCCUCAUGCUCACAUUUUAUCUCAGGGUUCAAAUCAGUCAUUACUAACGGCCUGAAAGUUUCAUCCCCAUGCUGUGAACAGAACGUGAUCGACACCACAAGACACUGUUAUUAGACGUUCUGUGAAGAGAAUGGCGUCUGUCCCUGCUAUAAUUAAAAUAAAACUCCUAAAUGACUGUGAUUAAGGAAAAAGAAGGACACAAAAGCUCUCCUUUAGAAGACAGCAGGAGAAGUAUUAGGCAAUAGUGGGUGAAGCAUAACUCGAUUGACUUGGGUUACUUUUUAACCCUGGGUUUAAAUCUGCCUUCUACCACCCUGACCCCUCAUCACCAGUGUGACUUUAUUUUUGCCUCUGCACCUCUGUUUUAACCCCGCUGACGCACACACACUUCCUCACACUGUCAAAGGGAAACAAUCGCUCUGUGUAACCUUGUUAUCGGAGUUUGGAGCCGUUCAGAUAUGAACCUUUUUCUCUUCCUGUGUUGUCGCCCAGCAGACCAGAAUCGGUGGAGGCCAGCCCUGUGGUGGUGGAAAAGUCCAGCUACCCACACCAGAUCUACAGCAGCAGCUCUCACCAUUCCCACAGUUACAUUGGCCUGCCUUAUGCUGUAAGUACACACAAACUAACACACACACACACACACUGCUUCCUCUCUCCUAGUACAAACAACCUGUAUACCUUGAGCCCUCCCUCUCCGUUAAUCAUUCAUGAUCCUGUUUAUGUCCAAAGUGAACACUGACCUUUAAUGCACCAGCGUCCUCAGGUUUUUAUGAUACAGGAAAGUUUUUGCGGUCGAUGGACAGAAAAUUAAUCAACAACUCAACUGAUCAAUGGAUCUUAUAUUGUAGGGUUAGGCAAACACGUCCGGCUCUUAUCAGGUGUCAGAGGUUUUAACUAUUUCUUGUCUCACAAUGUAGGUUAGGAGGUUUAUUUUCACUUUUUGAAACUGUAAGGAGUGUUUUUUUAUCUAUUGCAGUGAUCAAAUGGGUAAUAUCUACACAAACUUUUCCUCAUGCUUCCAUUUGCAGCACCAGAUCCUUCUUUCACUCUGCUGUUUUUGCCUGUUUAGGCAUAAGACUUGUACUAUGGUUCAUAAUGAAAAAAAUAGAAAGCAGAGAGAUAAUCCAAACAUGCUGGACAUUUUGAGGGGAGGUUGCACGGUAUCCAAGAUGUGGCCUUGAUUGUCCUUCACUAUGACACAAUAUAUGGGAUAAAACAAUCAACUCUCAGAGCCAGCAGGUCCUAAAACUCUACGUCUACUAUAACUGGCUCUAAAUGUGUCGCCUGACCUCAUUGGUAUUGUUUAAAGUCCAUCAGAUAAUCGUUGGGUAUCUAUUUAUAAAAUGAAAAGUCAGAUCUCCUAGCUGCUUUUUAACCCCACAACCAAAACCAUAUAUUUCAUCUAGGAUCAUGAAUCAGUGUUUUAUUUUCCUCCCUAGUUUUACAGAUUUUACAGCUAAGAAAAGCACCAAGAAAUGCCAAAGCUGUCAAAAGUUGUUAGUUUCAGGCCGUGCUCUUGUUAAAUCUGUAGGUACAUUCUUAACAUUGAUCACACCAAAGCGUUAUUUGUCCCCCACAUGACCCAUAUCCUCUUCCCUCCCAUCAGGACCACAAUUAUGGGGCUCGGCCCCCACCUACGCCGCCGGCCUCCCCUCCCCCCUCCAUGUUGAUCCGACAAGGAGAGGGGGGGCUGUUUGUUCCAGGGGGUCAGGACGAAGCAUCCCGGGGCACCACGCUCAGCACCUCAGAGGAUGGCAGCUACGGGGCUGACAUCACCCGCUGCAUCUGUGGCUUCACCCACGAUGACGGCUACAUGAUCUGCUGUGACAAGUGCAGGCAAGAGCCCCGUUUACACUCUGCUGUUUACACGAUCUUUGGCACGAUGACUCACUCCUCUGUUUCUCUGUGGCCUGAACUUGUCUGAAUUGGUGCUACCUGAGCACACAGAUGUUUAUGGUGCUAUAAAUGGUUUUUCUUUGAUUGUUUUUAGUGCCUGGCAGCAUAUAGACUGCAUGGGCAUCGACAGGCAGAACAUUCCUGAGACCUACCUGUGUGAACGCUGCCAACCACGACACCUGGACAGAGAGAGGGCCAUCCUGCUGCAGACCAGGAAACGGGAAUGUUUGUCUGGUGAGAGAGACCACACAGGAGGAUAAAGAGGCCUACAGCUCUUGAAGCUUUCCUUUUACACUUUAAUAAUUCUGUUUGCCUCCGAAAAAUAAACAAAGUUACAGAAUUAGUUUAAAGUUUCUGUUAAAAUCCAAAAGAGGGUUGUCAUUGCGGUAGAUAUAGAUUCUUAGGUGUCAGAUUUUUUCUGUGAGAGCCCAAAUACGGAGCUUUCAGUUCUGUUUUCUCUUGCUUCCUUGCUGCGGUAAAUGGCUAGCUUGUUAGUGAUCAGAGUAGUCUGUGGGCUCUGUCAGGGUGCAGCCUUCCUCUCCUGUGCAAAGCGAACCCUGCCAGAGCCUGGGACACACUGACACCUGCUGGACAAGGAGCAAAAUCACUUUCUGAUCUGUGCUGAAACACACCUAAGCUUCCAUUAUUACAACUUGGCUGCAGCAGCUGUGUGUUUUUUUUUUUUUUUUAAUAGAUUUGAAUAACUCAGAUGUGUUUGUUUACUUAUUCAGAUGGGGAUACCAGUGCUACUGAAAGUGGAGAUGAAGUGCCGUUAGAGCUUUACUCCACCUUCCAACACACGCCUACCACCAUCACCCUGACGACCGCGCGCCUUGGCAAUAAGCAGGCUGAUAAAAAAAGAAAAAAGAGUGGUGAUAAAGAGCCUCCAGCAGGCUCUGCUCGAGCUAAGAAGGUCUGGUUUGCCUAAGUAUUGAAUGAUUACCUGACAGUCAACAUUCAUUCUGUAUUAUGAGCUUGAACUGCAGUUAACUGUUGGGUUUUGUCUCCUAUUUCUAUGGCAGGCCUUCAGAGAGGGAUCCAGAAAGUCCUCCAGAGUAAAGGUAAACUCUUAGAAACACUUCCAUGCUGUAUCCAGAGUUUGCAUUCUGCCAAAAUUGAAAUUAAAGGUGCCAUAGGUGCGACUGCUUAGUGAAAUUUCUUGUUUCUUGUUGUUCUUAGGGUGCAGCUCCAGAGCAGGAGCCGACAGAGCACCCGUCCCUGUGGGAGAACAAGAUCAAGACGUGGAUGGAGCGUUACGAGGAGGCCAGCAGCAAUCAGUACAGCGAGGACGUCCAGGUCCUAUUGCGUGUGAAAGAGCAAGGCGACGGCAAGAGCCUGGCGUACAACACGCACCCUGCUUCCUUCAAACCCCCUGUGGAGGUAAAACUCAACCUUGUGCAAUUUCUUUUACUUGUAAUCAAGUGUCAAACUGGCUUAUUGUUUCUUAAACCUGAGCAUGAACCGAGUUUCCCACAGUGGCCUACGCUCUGAUUUAUUGUCUUGCAAGGGAGCCGCACUUACACGUCUCUUUGUCUCUUUCAGAGCCAAGUUCAGAAAAACAAGAAGAUCCUCAAGGCGGUGCGAGACUUGGCCCCAGACUCCCUCAUCAUUGAGUACAGGGGAAAGUUCAUGCUUCGACAGCAGUUUGAGGCCAACGGUUACUUUUUCAAGAGGUCAGCAGGCUGGUUUCUAUUAAAAAGGGAUUCCUCCUUGGAGUCUGUCUUAUGGGUGUAUAUAUUGAAUAAGGCUGCAUUUUUAUGAAUAAGGUCAAACAGAUGAACCAGUAUUAAUGACCAUGGCCACUUGGGGUGGAUAGAGGUGCAGUGCAGUUUAUUUCAUUGUAGUUCCUGUUAAUAUGAUGUUUAUUAACUUGUCCAUUGCUUCCUCUCUUAUAGGCCGUACCCAUUUGUGUUAUUUUAUUCCAAAUUUGACGGAUUGGAGAUGUGUGUGGAUGCCCGCAGUUUUGGGAACGAAGCACGCUUUAUCCGUCGCUCCUGCACCCCCAACUCUGAAGUAAGUCCAAUAGAAAUGGAAUCAAAACCUGAUCUGGUUUUUCUCUGAAGAGAUAUAGUUUUUCUUAUAGUUUUUUGCAAACACAUAUGUUAAUAUGUUGUUCAUCAACACCUUAUGAGGGGCAAAGUUUCAAAUUGGGACAUAGAUGUGGUUUGGAGUAUCUUCUUGCUCAAAUCUCGAGCAGAACUCAAGAUUUGCGCUAUUUGGGAUGUCACCAAUUGGUGAAUCUCUGGCUACGGCCCAAAAAGACCGUAGCUGAAAUAGAAAGUUUUAAAAGACACCAGCUUUAAAUAAGUAAAUAUCUUUAUCUAUCUAUCAUGUGAUGUCACAAAGCUAUCAAAAAGGCGUAAGAGAGCAUAAAGCCCUCUCAUCAGGGAAUUCAACCUCAUGCAUGGCAACUGUUGUACUCUCUUUAUCAAUCAUUAGUCCUCUCUAAUAUUUCGAUAUCCUUCCUCAGGUGCGGCACGUCAUCGAGGAUGGUAUGCUCCAUUUAUACAUCUACUCACUAAGGCCUAUCACAAAGGGCACAGAGAUCACCAUCGGUUUUGAUUUUGACUAUGGCAGCUGGUGAGUAUAAUGAGUAAAUUGCAGUAGAACAUAGACAGUAAGAUUGCCCUCGUACGUCAUACUUGAUUUCUUUCUGCCUCUUUCAUCCUCUUCUCUUUCGUAUUCAUAGUAAAUACAAGGUGGACUGUGCCUGCGUGAAGGGAAACCAGGAGUGCCCGGUGUUAAAGCACAACCUGGAGCCCACAGAAAACCUCGGCUCGGUAGGCCGGCGCAGGGGAAGCCGAAAGGACAAGGAGGUGGUCCGGGACGACCAGGGCCAGAACCAAAAUGUGGGUCUGGAUGGUGAAGGAAAGGGCAAGAGUGUAGGCGAUGGCAAGCAGAGGAAACUGUCUCCUCUUCGCCUCUCCAUCUCAAACAACCAGGCAAGAUGAUACCUUUAUGCUCUACAUUCAUCCCUCAUUCACACUUUACUGCCAAUGUGUCACAUGUAAAAGCUACUACAGCUGUUUUGUUUAUAUACAUUCACUCUUGACCCAUGCAUGUCAUUUAUUUUGAUCUUUGUGAAAUGUAUAAGCAUGUAUUUUCCAUUGUUUGUUCCUAUACAUCCUUUUUAGUUCCCUCUUUUUCCCAUCAUCCCUUUAUGCAUCCACCUUUUCCCCCUCAGCUUUUAAUUUGGACUCCAGGGUUCAGAUUUAAACAUCAUUGUGAGACUCUUUUGUCCCACUGGUACGGCAGAUGUGUAGGUAUUUUGGUUCUAUGCAGGUGUGCAAAAGAGUGGUGAUUCCUCUGGUUGGUGUGAACAGGAACAAAAGAUGGAUUUUCUCUUACUGAAAAAAGUUUGUAACAUGGCAAAGACUAGAUUUAAUUUGUCCAAAAUGUAUUUCCAUCAGGACUUUUAAAUCUGCAUAGGGGCUGUUGGUGUCGGUGUGUUUUUAUUUUUAGAGAAUUCGAUCACUUAAGGCAUCAGUUUACUCAGUUGUUGUUAGGCGUGAGUGAGAGUGAAGUUGAGUUGUUCAGAUAUGGAGAAUUUUCAAGCAGAUCUGUGUUGCAGCCUUAGAAAAGAAAAGUGACAAAGCAGGUCCCUAGUGUUUCAUGGUAAACCAAAAUUUUGGUACUUUUUUAAAACUUUUUAUUCUGAAUAGUGCAUUACUAGAAUUUUCCAAUGUUCAGUAUAUUACAUAGGUUGAAUAAUUCAGUUUGACUCUGAUGUCACUGACUAAAAAAGCAGUUCCCAACUAUGAGGAUGAAACAUUUUUUACCUGCGUUUUACAAGGCAGCAGUAUCAGACUGUCUGCCUCUGCGUCCAUUUAGAAAGAAAAGCAAUGCCUCUGCCCCAACAUGUCCAGUGCUGACAACAACAGUGAGUCAUCUUCCAAAAGAACAUUUCCACUGAAAACAAACCCGACUGCUUUUUCAAAACUGGUACACAGAAGACGCUACAAAACAGUGUUUUGCAAUAGAGGAAACCCCUCAAACUUUUCUCAGCACCUCAGUGACUUAUAUCCAGAUCUCCAAAGAGUAAAGAGCACAACAAGUUAGCUUAGACAAAAAGGAUAUUGAUGGGCUGUUAACAUAUAUUUUACACGAUACGUAAUGUGACAGAAUAAGUUGCGUGUCAAUAUUAGCCCUAACCUGCCAAUCAAAACAAGUGAGUUCAAUAACAAAUGUAUAUUAUAUGCUUAUGUAAUUGUUCAACAGCCAAAAAUGAUCAGGCUACUUGCUUCGAUUUCCAUGACAGUUGCUGUGGUGGCUCUGUAGCGUCAGAAUGUGCCAGUUGAGGCCAAGCACAUUUUGAAGAUAUUGUUUUGUCCAUAAUGCCCCUAGAUUAAAACUAAUGCACUAAUAAAUCCAAAUGUGACAAACCUCAUAAACAUCAUCAGCUUCUGCUAUCUGAGUCCAAAUUUUGGUAUCAUGACAACACUAGUGUCCCUGCAAAGGAGGUAAGAUGUCUCAAAGUACUGAUGUUGUGAGCACAGCUUCACUGGGAAGAAGCAGUUUAGUCCGUCAGGUGCUACACGGUUCCUUUUUGUAGGAGGGUGCAGAUGGAGCAGGUGGCUGGAGGUGAAACAGUUAUGGUGGUAAAUUCCUGAGAAGAGGGACAGCUUGUAAGAUCAGAAAAAGGUCUAAGCUGUUUUUUUUUUGCACAGAAUGACCACUAAAAACAACUAGCCCCCCUGUAUCUUCAGAUAACUUCCCUCACCCCACCUCCCUUUCCCCCUCCCCCACUCUUACCUGUCUCCCUCUAGUCUGUAGUCAGACUGACUGAUCAGCCAUGAUAAAGCGCCAUACCCCGCUCUCCCCUCUUACAGGAUCCUGAGUUAUAUGAGGAUAUAGAAGACAAAACCUCCGUUAGCAAUGAAGUAGAGAUGGAGUCAGAGGAGCAGAUUGCAGAGAGGAGGAGGAAGAUGGUAAGUGUGCCAAGCUAGGGGCUACAGCUUUUUUUUUUUUUCUUGCCACGCAGCCACCCAGUAGAGAACUACAACAAUCCCCUGUUGCUCUGGGUGUGGACUGUCUGCUAAAGGGGCUGUAUGCUUGGAUAGGAGCAGCUGUCCUCAAGCUCCCUUCCAUAAAACUUCCCUCCUCUUCAUCACUCAUCUGCUGCUGGUGCUCCCUGUCACUGCCAACACCCCUGUUGCUGGUUUGCUUAGCUCUUCUCCUCUCUUCUGCAGCUUUGACUCCCCUCCUCUCUUUCCUCUCAGUUUAUUUCUCCUCAUUUGUCGCCCCUUUUCCCCCCUUCAGCGUAAGAGAAAAUGAAUGUGCCUGCAGCGCUACGUUCCCAUUAACACUAUCUCCUAUCAGUGGGAGCAAACCAGUAUCUUGAUCCGUCAUGCGAGAUGGAGAUGUCCCCCCAAGUGUGCAUUACACCUCGUGUAUAUAGCUCUCCCCUCACCUUCACCGCAGCGAGGAGUUUCGAAUGGCCAAUUACUGGUUCAACAGCUCUUUCCUGCCAAACUGCCAUAUGCCCCAUAGAGAUGAGAUCAAACACACAAAGAUGAGUGUGAUACACUUACACACACUCACACACACACACACACUCCCUCUCUCUUUUUCUCUUUGGAAAUUACCCUGCAGUCAGCUUCAUUUCACACGGUCGACCCAAGGUGCAAAGUGCUGACUCAUCUCUGGCCAACAUACAGUUCUGCUAAUCGGCCAGAGAGAUAGAUGGUUAAAAAGCGAGAGGGAGUGAGGGAGGGAGAGGGGAAAGGAGGGGCUGCAGAGGGUGUAGAGCCUUGUUGCCAGGGCCAUAUUGACUUUGGGAGAUCCAAUAGGCUGCUUUCUAUGGAUCCUGGCCUAGGAGAGAGAGCUAUGCCUGUUGGAGCGAAAAAGAAGUGUGCAUUCACAAACUGACGAUUGGUAAAUGUGUGUGGGUGUUGUAAAUCCAGGCCGCAACAACGGUGCGGAGGAGAUAACAUCAGCGUGUGCUGGCAUGAUAUCUUGCCUACUUACAAAAGAGCCCCUAUUGUUUGAAAAGGCAACCUGGCUGUUUUGUCCUUCAGCUGAUGAUCAGCCUGUUUGGACUAAAUUUAGGCUUUAUUGUGGCUUUUAUUUGUCUGAAGUCUCCCCCAGCAAUUACUGUUUUAUAUUCGUAGCACAAGCCACAUAGUGGGAAUUUGCCCCUUAAUUCCAGAAAACAGAUCUUUGCACUGCAAAUCCCCAAAGCAAUCUGGUUGUGAACACAUAUCACAGUGCAGCCUGCUGUCCUUUAAAGUGCCAUCAACGAGAGAUGCAUUAUUAAAAAGCUGUCAGCAAUGAAAUACUCAUGCAAGAGGAGUGAGGAAGGACUUUGGAUGGUGCCAAAAAGUGUCAAAGAAAGAGUGAGUUAAGAAUAUAUCUCUGUACAUAACUGUGAAAAGUCAGGUUAAAAACUGACAGGGCUGCUUUAAAAUCACUUAAAAAAACAAGACAAUAACUAGCAGACCCAAAUGCUCACAUUUUUUCUUUCUUUCAAUUGGAUACCUGCCAGUGGCAUUAAAAAAUUCACUAGGUAAGGACCAAAAAAAAAAACGUGAUUUUUUUUUAAACUGACUUGAGAGCAGCCUUCACCGACGCUAUUUUGCAACACCAACUUUCUCAUAAGAUCAAAUGCAGUUUCAUGUUUUCGACUCUUACCACCCUCAUAGUGAGUAUUAAGUGCGUUCAGUGAGUUCCAAACACUGUAGGAACACUCGUCAAUGUCACUUUUUAGCCGUAGACCAAUCAGAAUCGAGAGAGGGCGGGACUUGCGAUAUCGUCUGAAUGAAGAAUAAUGGCGGAACAUCGCAUGAAGGUGAAAGAAAAAUUACAAUUCGACGUCUGUCAUAUUUUAAAGUUCUCGUGAAACGGCAAUGAAUGAAUGAGAGAAAAGAGAAAGCAUACCAAGAAGACGUGAAAAGAGACGUAAAAGCCGCUACUUCGGGAGGUGGAGGUGCUGUCAUGUGUAAUGUAAUAAUAAUUGUCUACCAAAAGCACUCCGUAAUUGGGGUUAGAGGUGUCCUCAGUACAGAAAAAUAACGUUAAAGGACACGACCCUUGAAGCGUUUAUGGUCAAGUAUGAUAUAUCGUAUUUGUGCGGAUAACGUCAGCAGAGCUAGCACUGCUAUAGCUAGCCUGUUAGGUGGUUAGCAUCGGCAUGUUUGUGCUGGUUGCACAUUGCCAGUUCAAGCAGACACAGCUCAAAUAUAACUCUGUCUAUAUUCUCCAGGUUUAAAUACUGUCAAACAAUGUGGCCCAUUACCAGUCAUAUGUGCUUUAUUAAGUCCAGGCACCCACUGCCUGAAUCCCUCAACCAACUAGUUCCAAAAUAGUAACCACAACUCUCACUAGAGUACUUUUACACCCUUUGUAGUAAGCUUUUGUGUUGAUCAGUUAUAUCUGACUAUAGGGGUGAAAAUAGUAACUUGGCAGGUGAGCACCAUAGACCAUACCAAUUACAUUUGGCAUUAGUAAACAGCAUUUGACAUUGUCAUGGUAAAUCUCUGAAAGAACCCCAGUGUCCCAAAUUUUCUUGAUGUAUCAGAAUACCUACACAGUCCUGUAAAUAUCACACAACCAAAAGAUCAGAGAGUGGUUAGUCCAGCCCUGUCCAGUGUUUGUGAAGCCUUGUUAAAGGGGGACAUGUCUCUUCUAAACUGGGCUGUCUCUUUAUUGAACACUCAGGCCAGCCCAGCGGAGCAGUCCCAUCUCCCUGUGGGGGCGGCUUCCAGCUGGAAGGGACUGAAACACAAGGAGGUAAACUUGACCCAUACAUAGGCAACUUUACUCCACCCAUUUACCGGCUCUCCCAAAAAAAUCUCCCGGGGGUGAUUGUCUGACAAACCUACUAACUGUUACAUCUGUUAAAAUAAGAUUGUUUUUUUUUUCAGUAUUACAGUCUUUAGAAAGGGGUGUUCUUACUAAAGAUGGAGCAUUUUUGUGUGGGUUUAAAUGGUGGAGGUACACCUGGGAAAUUGCGCCCCAAAUACAUGUAUGUUCACACUGGGCAUGCUUCCACUUGGGUUAGGGCUCGGUUGUAAAUUGCUGAGUGAAAAAGCGCUCCACAAACACAGCACAUGUAGUAUUUUCAUCUUUUGCAGUAUUUGUCCUGUUGCUCCCAUCUGACCACCUCCCUUUUCUGUGUUUUUUUAAUUUUUUUUUUACUCUAAACACGAAGGGUCACUUUUACACCUUCCUCUUUACUCUGCGCUCAGCUAGAUCUGCUUUACCUUUGUAGCACAUAUUAACAUAUUGUACCGCUGCUUCAGGGGCUGUGUGGGACUCCAUAGACUAACUCCCCUGUACCCUCGUUUCUCUUACUUUCUCUCCGCAGACGCGAGAGGAGAGGAAGAUGGAGGCCAUCCUGCAAGCCUUUGCCCGCAUGGAGAAGAGAGAGAAACGCAGGGAGCAGGCCCUGGAGAGGAUCGGGAGUGUCAAGACAGAGGUGGGAGGGCGCAGUGACAUCAAGGAGGAGCCUCCAGCCACUCCGGAGACGGCUGAUUCUCCAACUGUAAUCCAGGUGAGAACAAGGACGUCUUUUAUGCCUCAUAGUUUCAAGAAAUUGGUUCAUCUCAUUGUGAUUUGGCAGCAUACUCAAAAUGCCAAAAUGGGCAUAUUGUAUAUGUGUCUAAUUUUAUACCAAUUUCCCUCUGUCUUUUUGAAGCCACUCCUGGAAGUGAAAGAGGAACCAGGAUUGAAACCGGCGAAGGUAAAAGGCUCCAGGAACAGGAAAAGUUUCUCGAGGAACCGCACGCACAUUGGCCAACAGCGCCGGAGAGCCCGCACCAUCAGCGCCUGUUCAGACUUGCCUCCAGGCUCUCCAAUCGAGACUGUCGAGCCUCUGACCAACGAGGCACCCGAGGGAGAGACGCCAACCGCACCGGAGCCUGAGGUCAUCCCUACCCAAGCCCCCGAGACCAGCCCCCCUCACAGCAGCUCACCUGCACCUGACAGAAACCGCACCGGGAGCAAGAACUUCAAAACUAAAAAGGUUAGAAUAAAUGACUUUAAUUAUUUAAAAACAAUGGCAAAAAGCACUUUGACCGACACGGAUAGGCAGGAAGAAGAGCAAGAAUCUAAAACAGAGAGAUAAUCCAAAGAAAGUAAAAACCAAACUGCAGAAAAGAUCUUAAGAGUAAGAAAAUUCAGCCAUCAUACAUGCACAGCCACAUAACUUUGCGACUCUGAUAUCUGACGGUUUGGUUCUUAUCUUGGUUUCAUCGAAUGUUCUGAAUCAUAUUGACAAAGUUUUCAACAAAGACACAAGUAGACUUAAUUCGUUUGGGAAUAUAUCCACAUCACCUCCAGGGAAGAGUUGUUUAUAACAUUAAUUGGAAAAAACUUUUCGUACUUCUCUCCGCAGCACUUUGUGAGCGAGUGGGUGGGAGAGAAGCAGCAGGACCGCGUCGCAGUACGAACCCCGGAGCCGGCCCCAGAGAGGCCGCUGAGAAUAAGCAGUGACCCUGAAGUACUCGCCACGCAGCUGAACGCCCUUCCGGGCAUGGCCUGCUCUCCGCAGGUCUACAGCACGCCCAAACACUACGUCCGCUUCUCAUCGCCCUUCCUGGCAAACCGCAGCCCAACGACUCCGGGCGUCCCGACUGGCAGACGGCGUUCCAGAGAAUUGCCAGAAACGCCGCCGACCACUGGCUCCUGCAAGAAGGUACAGAGACCAGCUUAACACACAGUUUGACUUCAGAAAUCAUAUUAAUUUAUUUGGGAUUAGAAAUGAAUAAAACUCAGAAUAAGCUGCUUCUGUUGUUUAACUUCACCUCUGUUCCACAGCGAUGGUUGAAGCAGGCUCUAGAGGAGGAGGGAUCCACCAGCCCAGCCAGGCGACCAAGCCUCCUCAUGCCCUGUGAGGGUCCUCUCAGCCCCUCAAUCAAUGGAGACUCUGACAGCCCCCUACCCUACAAUGGCACCUGCUCUUUACCAGGUACCUCAUUAUAAGAUCUAUAUUCUCACCUCUCUCAGCUAAUAAUGCUUGUUUGAAAUCAAAUCCUUAACGUGGUCGAAUUCCUCCACCAGAGUUGCCCACACCUUUGAAAAAGCGACGGUUAAGCCCGUUAGAUGCCUGUAUUUCUGAGAGCUCGACGCCCUACGGUUCCCCUUGUGCCACGCCAACCAGGGCCGAACAAUCAGAAACGCCUGCAACCCCCGUCUUACUGGCUUCCCCGCCUCGUCCUCGAAUAGAGGAGCCAAAUACAGAGCCCCUGCCCAGCACCCCAACGCACACACUUAGCACCCCUCAGGAGGUAAGCCCAUCCAUGUCUGUACCCCAUGUGCGCACACGCAGACACACACGCAUUUGUUCACAAGAGAAAUGGAGCCUCGGUAACCGUAUGUUCUUGUUUACAGAGUGAAUCUUCAGCAGAAAGCUCCCCAGAGGUCAGCCGGAAACCCAGCGUACAAGAGGUGAGGAAAGGACACUAGAGGAGACCAAGAGAGAACAAGAAUCUAUUUAUCAUAAAACAUCAACAUGUCAUAGUUUCAACAUUUGAUUUGUUGCCUGCCCUAUUUUCAUCGAAUGUAGUGCUGAAUUGACUUGAAAACCAUCAUCCAUAUCAACAUUUAAACUUUUAUAGAGUUGGGGUUGUAACAUUGAUUUUAUUUUCCUCUUCUCUCCAAGGCUGAUCGUCCUCCUUCGUUGGUCUCCUCUCCCUGCGUCCGAGCUCCCAGUACAGAAGGACUUCCAACAGAAGCUAAGCCAUGUGUUCCUGAGAGUCCACAGCCUCCAACUGCUGACUCUGUGGAACUGGGAGAGGAUCGUGUUGACGGCGGGGUUGUAGAAGGCAGUACUGAGGUCCCCUCAUCUGCAGAAACUUGUGCUUCCUCUUUUCCCGGCUGGAUAAAAAGCCCGGACAGAGGCCUGACUGGACCAGCUGGCCUGAACUUCUCUCCAGUCAACUCAAACUUACGGGACCUCACCCCUUCACAUACCCUGGAGCCUCUGGCGGCUCCGUUCAGGCCUGAUGCUGCAGUCGGAUCUGCGGCGGGGUCCACAGCAGGGACAGGUUCUCUGGUCGGCUCUCAGGCCCCCUUCAGUGAAGGACAGGGGCAGCUCUUUUACCCUUGCUCCGAGGAAGGCGGUGCACUUGGCUUCUCACGCUCACUGUGUGGGGACGGUGGCGGAGAUGGAGGAGGGUCUGCGCAGAACCCCCCACAGAAAAAAAAGGUGAGUGAGCUGUGAUGUAAAAUGAUGACAGAAUCGAAGUUUCAGCUCUUUGCCUCCCAGUCCUUGGAGUUCAGAGGAGAUUUUCAGAUCAGGCAUGGUGAUAUUUUUGCCCUCAUCAGUAAGAUAGCAGAAUUUGGAAGUACAUGCGGAGAGGGUAACAUUAAAAAGAUAAAUCAAUCAAUUGUUCAAUGAGUAAAUGUUUAAUCGCCGCCCUCUACUGGUGUAACACAGGAACAGCUUCUUGCUCUCAGUUGACAUCUUAGUUUCUGCCUCUUCCCAGGUUUCCCUGCUGGAAUACAGGAAACGUCAGCGAGAAGCUCGACGCAGCGGCUCCAAAACCGAAUGCAGCUCUCCUGUGUCAACCGUGCCCCCUCUGAGCGUGGACGCCUUCCCUUGUGCUCCCGAGACCACCAGCGAACCUCCUCCGCCUCCUGCUCCCGCAGCGCCCUGUAACACCAACACCACGGCUGUAAAAGAGCCGCAGACCAGUGAGGAAGCAGAGACAGGGGGCGAGAAAGGGGAGCGGGAAGGAGGAGAAGGACAGUGGUAUGAACAAUUCAAACAUAACCUCAAAUACAGCUCUAUCUUAGAUUAAGAGCUUUUAAAUACCGAUGAAUUCUUCCUCUAAAAUGAUAAUUUCAGUGUGCAGUUUAGGAACAACAUUAAGGAAUUUACUACUUACUGUGUUCUUUUAAGGGUAGAGGUUUUAACAUCUACAAUUUUUGCUUUUAUCAGGACGUCGUCGACUUCUGUAGAGCAGGCCCGGGAACGCAGCUACCACAGAGCGCUGCUGCUCAGCAAAGACAAAGACACAGGUGAGGAUGACGACAGAGACUCUCAGUGGUCUCUGUCACAGAGGUCGAGUGGGAAAUAAUGUUUUCACUUUACUACAGAAAGCUAGAUGAGAAUGACACCACUCUUUAUCCAAGUGUGUUCGUCCAGGCUCAGCUUUAAACCCCUGCUCCUGGUCUUUUGGCUCAGUCAGCUGUCGCUUUUCUGUGAAACCUGCAUUCUGAUGUGGCACCAAAGCUAUGAGGAAGAAGUAGAGGACAGUGUCAAAUUGUGAGGUCGACAUGUGUUGGAGUAAUCCCAGGAUCAGACUACAGACACUAAGUAAACAAACACUAGAGUUGAGAAAACACAAGAGUCAUAAUUCAUAAAUAUUCAUUUCUAACCCCAAUUUCCACCGCAUCCAGCUACGGCUACGAAAAGGCCGUAACUGCCGAUCGCAGCGGAUCGUAACCAUGGAAGUUCAUGUGUCAAUUUUCACCGACUUCUUUCCGUUAGUCUAGAAAGUCUAGGGGUGGAUUUCCUCCUCUGGAAGGACACAAUCUACUGCUUUUAUGGUUAUGUGGCUAUAGAGACAACUUGUUAUUGCACGUGAAUCAGCGGGUUCUUGUAAGUUCUUGCGAUUCCCACUGUCCAGAAUCCGCCACGAAAUUCACCUCACAAACGGUAGAAAUUGGCGGACGGCCAUUCCAGAUCGGAGCCGUUCCGAAUGCGGUGGAAAUUGGGGGUAAUAAAGAAACACAGGUUAACUCAUGAUGAUGACUUUGGAGCGUGGUAACAGUGGAUGCUGCUCGAGUGCCGGACUCAGGGGGGCUUUAAAAAGGCAGUAACUGAAAUGAAACAACAAAACGAGUCUUUUCAAAGACACCAGCCGAGAUAAUAAUCUGAGUUUAUAAAUCUUUGUAGACGGUGUAAAGGCUGAAAAGAACAGAGCAUCCCCUCUUAAAAUAACUGUUUUCCCUUUUCAAGACGCUGAAGCAGAGGGUGGAGAGACACCUGCACUUAGAGAUUGCCCUUCUCCGAGUCUACAAAAGACCCCCACCCACACAGUAAGUCAACGCUGUCCACAUGCGUUCGAUCUGCCACGUCUGUUGAAAACAGAGGUCUGACUCUUUCUCUCUCUCUCUUCGCUCAGCCGUGCUCUCCUGGUCCUCUCGCUCAGCCUCCCAGCCGGCCCACCAAGGAGGAAGACACUGACAGUCAGCCUCGGACCCCCAACCCCACCAACCAACCCCCGAGCAAGCCAGCAGGACCUAAACCCGCUCCUUUGACUCCCACCAAGCUUCAUCCCACCCCCUUACCCUCCUCUCCUGUUCACUACCCAGGACCCUCCCUCCUGCACUCCCCAAAACCUCAGCCACAAGGAUCCCCCUUCCGCAGCCAGAGGGCGCUGUUCUCCUCUCAGCCUCCGAACCAACCGCAGCCUCAGGCGCAGGCCGGCCCAGCUCCUUUCCCCCAAUACAACAGUCAGGGUGCUCCCCCACCUCCUCCACCUCCUCCCCCAGCACCACCUGUCUCCACGGCGUAUUUCCCCAACCAGAGCCCCUCGCCUGCAGGACCUUUCCCCGGGUUCAAACCCUCCGUCACCCAACCUUACCCUCCUGGUUCUCAGCCUAUGAUGCAGACUCUCCCCCACAGUGUGCACUAUCAGAGCUCAGCAGCUCCUCCGCCGCCACCUCCUCCGCCCCCGCACCCGAUGCCCAGCCCCGCCCUCCUGCACCUGCAACCCCCUCCCAUCCAGCAGCACCAGCUCAUGCUCUCCACAGCUCCUCCUCCGCCCCCUCCUCCUCAAGGCCAGGCCUCCCAGUCGCAGCCACAGCAGCCCCCUCCAGGCGGCAGCACCCUGCUGUCACUCACCCCUCCUCCGCCGCCUCCUCCACCUCCUCCCGCACCCUCGUCCAACGCCCCAAUGCAGCCCCACCACUUUCAGAACUUAGGGGGAUUUCAGCCGGCGUUGCUGCACCCAGGUGCCCCAGCCAACCCCUCAGUACCCCCCUCCUCGUACCCCCCGCCCCUACAGCAGACCGGACUGCCUCCACCUCCCCCUCCACCCCCACAACAGACUCAACAAGGCCAGCCUCAGGCCGCCGCCUCCCAGAUGCCUUCUGGGACUCGUGGAGCUCCUGCAUCCUCGACCCCUUUCCACAGCUCGGGGUACCUGAGCACAGGGUGGCACUGACCCCCCCCUCCUCCACCUCCUCCUCCACCGCCCCUGAGAACUCUUCCUGAGGGGGGCGCUGUACCAUAAGCUGUAGAUAUGUUUUCUAUGUACCUGAACACACGGCCAGUGGAAAAACAGUGGAUUGUGGAUGAAAAGGAUGCUUUUUAAGAAAACAAGAAAAACCCACGGACAGAAAAAUUUUAGCAAAGGACAUCAAAUAAUCUUCAAGAAAAACUGUAUAAAAAUGAAGAUGGACGAUCCCCUGCGGUGCUCAUAGCUCCCUCUCUCUGGCCUCUGUUUGUUUUUAUAUAACCUCCCUGUUAUGGAGAGAAAGCUUCGUUCGUUCUGUGUCUUGUUUGGACUCCCAUUGUAAGGCCCGCACUUUGUUUAUCAAUGGACAUUCCAGCCUAUAAACCCCCUCCCUCCCCGCUCCCUCCUUCCUCCUCUGAUUUCUCCUCCGUCAGUUAUUCCUUUUACUCCCUUUAUUCUCUCGUCUGUCGUCGGCUCUCUACACCAAUUUAUUUGUUUUAAUCUAGUGGCUCAUUAUAGCAAAAGAAGAAAGCUUUUUGUAUAGAGAAAAAAAACACAAUUAUUUUUUUUAUUCCUCUGUCUAACAACAAAUAUCUGUUCACCGCUGCAGAUUCAGAAAAAGACCCUGUUUCUGGGGGCCUGCCUCACCGACCUGGGAGGCUGCACUCGUAUGUUUGUGUCUGUGAAUGCCUGUGAGUGUGUGUGUGUAUGUGUGUGUGUGUGUUAGGUGUGGAGGAGAAUGGCUGCUUUAAGGAGGUGUGAGGUGUCGUGUAACGAGUGCUCAUAGUCCUCAGAGGUAGGAGGAGUGGUCUUGCCUACAGGUAGGAAGUUAGCGGUUUAUUUUUGAAUAUCAAUGGUUAUUUGUAGAAAGUGUAAUUUAAUGUAUAGGUGGUUACUCCAGCUUUCACCAAGAACAGGUUGUAAAUAAUCGCUUCUUUUCUUUUCUAUGCUUGUACAAUUGGCUCCCAUCCCAUUUUGAAAUAUGGUUGUACAUAUGAACGCUCUUCUUGGCAAAGCUGAAUGUUUCUGUGACUGUAGCAUUAUUUUUAUUUUAUUUACCCUCUCUCUCUCCUUCUCUCUCUCUCUUUCUCUCUCUCUCUGUCUCUCUGGACUCUUAAACUAUGUCUUUUUUUUAAUAUUUGUGUGUGUGAGUGUAUGUUUGUGUGGAGGGGAGAGACUCACAGACACUGCACUGGUUGGCUAUUUUCAUGGUUCAUUAUAAUAAAUCACUGUAAUGACAGUUUUAUACAA